AUGAGAUUCGAUUUUGAAAAAUUUGAUAUCAUCCAUACUUGUUCAUCUUCAGAUCGUGAUCAAUGCAAGAAAUUCAAUUACACAUUCAACGUUCCUCGAUCGACAGGAAACCAUGAAAUCAUCUUACAAGCACUUGAUGAUAGAGAUUUUGUAUCCAAAGAUGUCAAGAUUAACUUCAAAGUUGAGAAGCAUUUUGUUUCCCCUGCAAGAACUCCUGCAAGUUUCCCAGUCUUUCCAAAAAUACCUACAGGAUACACAGGAAGAACGACUUACACAACAGCAAUCACAGCAGUAGAGACAUUCAUAACAGAUAUCAAUGGUGACAUAUUCGUCACAUACACUGACAUCAUCACAACAUAUGAAAUCACAGUUAUCGAUCCAACGACUGAACAAGUUGAAAUUGGCUUCUUACAAACCACUUUUGGAAAGUACAUUCUUUGGCCAAUCAUCGCUUGCAUUGUCAUCAUUGCUGUUGUUAUCAUUAUUGUUCUGGUCAUAUUGAAAAAGAAUCAAAAUGACGAAAGUUCAACUGAUCUCGCAGGAAACAACGAAGAACAGUUUGAAAUGGAACAAGAAACAAUUAUCAUUAGCAAGACAGAAGAGAGCAUGGUAACAACCGACAAUCCUCUUUUCACAACACAAAACAGUGCUGCAGCAGAUGAUCCAUUCCAUGAAGAUUUCGAAGACAAAGGUGGUCUUUUCUCCGAUUCAGACAAUGAUGUUGUAGAUGCUAAUAUUGAUCAAAGUGACAGUGACAUUGUUGAUGAUGGCGAAGAAAUCAAAACUAUUCAAUUAUAA
This is a messenger RNA of Trichomonas vaginalis G3, 798 nucleotides long. RefSeq names its product ribonuclease H protein family. The record is from RefSeq and is a predicted model, not a curated record. Lineage: Eukaryota; Parabasalia; Trichomonadida; Trichomonadidae. The transcript has a single exon. The coding region runs from base 1 to 798 and encodes 265 amino acids.